This is a messenger RNA of Tarenaya hassleriana, 712 nucleotides long. RefSeq lists its product as uncharacterized. Lineage: Eukaryota; Viridiplantae; Streptophyta; Magnoliopsida; Brassicales; Cleomaceae. The record is from RefSeq and is a predicted model, not a curated record. Bases 88 to 606 code for a protein of 172 amino acids. The transcript has a single exon.
UCCACCAUGCAUAUGUUGUCUCUGGUCCUCUGGAUAAGGUGAGGUUACCUUCCCUCUCGUAUCCCCAAAAAAAAAAAAAAAUAGACGAUGAGAGCUCUGUGUUGCACAGAGAAACCGCCGCCGCCGCCAUCAACAUCAUCACUGCCAAGAGCAAAGGCCCAAUCUCAAACCCCUUCAAGAACCCUAAUCCCCAAGAAAACAAACAAACCCAGAGGGGAAAAACUCCAUGCAAAUCCAAAGGGAUUCGCCCCAACGCCGAAAGAACCUUCUAGAAGGUCCGACAAGCCAAUUGGGUCGGACCCAGACGACCCUCCCAUCCCAGAGGAAGUGUUCCAUAAGAUGAUGGUGAGGAUCGUGGUGUCCGUCGGGACGCCGCUGGCGGUGGGAGUGGCAAUCCUGAAAAUACUGGGGGCGAUGAAGGACAGAAACGUCUGGGACGUGCCCAUGUGGGUCCCGUUCUCGACGACGCUCGUGACGUUUGGCGCGUCGGCUCUCGGGAUAGCGUACGGCAGCUUGUCCACGAGCUUGGACCCCAACCGGAAAGGCUCUCUUCUUGGCCUCGACGAAGCCAAGGAGAAUUGGGUUGAGAUGUGGAAACAGGACUAGUUUUAUUUUAUGAUUUAUCAUACCUAAUAAUGAUGAUGAUGAUGAUGGUUAAAAUUUCUAAGUAUUUUUUUUUAUUUUGUAUAUUUCAGAUUCUUGAUUAUGGUUU